Neofelis nebulosa (Clouded leopard) is the source of this 2758-nucleotide messenger RNA. It is a transcript of the gene CCNE2, whose product is annotated as cyclin E2. The transcript is spliced from 12 exons. The record is from RefSeq and is a predicted model, not a curated record. Gene Ontology annotation, molecular function: cyclin-dependent protein serine/threonine kinase regulator activity. Bases 286 to 1506 code for a protein of 406 amino acids. NCBI's taxonomy places the organism in Eukaryota, Metazoa, Chordata, Mammalia, Carnivora, Felidae. Gene Ontology annotation, cellular component: cyclin E2-CDK2 complex; cyclin E1-CDK2 complex; cytoplasm. Gene Ontology annotation, biological process: G1/S transition of mitotic cell cycle; regulation of cyclin-dependent protein serine/threonine kinase activity.
UUCCUUGAACACUUAGCGGCACAGCCACAGAGCACCACAGGAUGGCCACUUCCUGGCUACUCUGUGCUCACCCAUGUCGCCUCCACCUGGUCGUAAGCCGGGAUUGAGCCGCUGCCCGACACCGAAGGGAUCCGGGAGUUGAGGGCGGGAGGGAAUUGGAAACUACUGGCGGGAGACGCGGAAGCAGGGCGGUGGGGAGCCGAACCUUGGAGGAGGGCCCUCUGAGAGACUCCCUCCCGCCGCCAGGCAUCGCAGGCAGAGCUUUCACACACCUGAAAGAAGAGAAUGUCAAGACGCAGUAGCCGUUUACAAGCUAAGCAGCAGCAGCAACCCCAGCCCAGCCAGACGGAUUCCCCUCCAGAAGCCCAGAUAAUUCAGGCCAAGAAGAGAAAAACAGCCCAGGAUGUCAAAAAAAGAAAAGAGGAGGUCACCAAGAGACAUCAGUAUGAGAUUAGGAAUUGUUGGCCACCUGUAUUAUCUGGAGGGAUCAGUCCUUGUAUAAUCAUUGAAACACCCCACAAAGAAAUAGGAACAAGUGACUUCUCCAGAUUUACAAAUUACAGAUUUAAAAAUCUUUUUAUUAAUCCUUCACCUUUGCCUGAUUUAAGUUGGGGAUGCUCAAAUGAUGUUUGGCUAAACAUGCUAAAAAAAGAGACUAGAUAUGUUCAUGACAAACAUUUUGAAGUUCUGCAUUCUGACCUGGAACCACAGAUGAGGUCAAUACUUCUAGACUGGCUUUUAGAGGUAUGUGAAGUAUACACACUUCAUAGAGAAACAUUUUACCUCGCACAAGACUUUUUUGACAGAUUUAUGUUGACACAAAAGGAUAUAAAUAAAAAUAUGCUUCAGCUCAUUGGAAUUACCUCAUUAUUCAUUGCUUCCAAACUUGAGGAAAUCUAUGCUCCUAAGCUCCAAGAGUUUGCUUAUGUCACUGAUGGUGCCUGCAGUGAAGAGGAUAUCUUAAGAAUGGAACUUAUUAUAUUAAAGGCUUUAAAAUGGGAACUCUGUCCUGUAACAGUCAUCUCCUGGCUAAAUCUCUUCCUCCAAGUUGAUGCUCUUAAAGAUGCUCCUAAAGUUCUUCUACCUCAGUAUUCUCAGGAAAAGUUCAUUCAAAUAGCUCAGCUUCUAGAUCUGUGUAUUCUAGCCAUCGACUCAUUAGAAUUCCAGUACAGAAUCCUGGCUGCCGCUGCCUUGUGCCAUUUUACCUCUAUUGAAGUGGUUAAGAAAGCCUCAGGUUUGGAAUGGGACAACAUUUCUGAAUGUGUAGACUGGAUGGUGCCUUUUGCCAGUGUAGUAAAAAGUACUAAUCCUGUGAAGCUGAAGAUUUUUAAGAAGAUUUCUAUGGAAGACAGACACAAUAUCCAGACACAUACAAAUUAUCUGGCUAUGCUGGAUGAAGUAAAUUAUGUAAACACCUUUCAAAAGGGGGGACAGUUGUCACCAGUGUGCAGUGGAGGCAUUAUGACACCACCGAAGAGCACUGAAAAACCACCAGGAAAAUACUAACGAAGGUUAAACUAAGCAAACAAGUUGGAAUUGACCAUUGGUAGAAUUUCCUAGAACUGAACUACUAAAGUUUUCAGGAAAAUAGUGCUAUGACUGUCCUAGCCAAUUCAGAAGUUUCACUGCCAUUCUUCGAUUUUAAAAAACCACUUAAAAUUGGCAUUAAGGAAGAAAUUCCUACAUUAGCUGUUUAAACAGCGGGACUUGUUUACAAAGAUGACUUCAUUCCCAAGGUGACUGGAUAGAAGAUAGCCACGCUUUAUGCCAUAAUUUUUUUUCUGAUCCAGUAUUACUGUGUUACCUUGAUAAACUAAGAAUUUUAUCAUUGGAGUUUUAGACUAGGUAAGUGCCACCUUAAAGGCGACAUUGAGUAAUACAAUACUUUGAAUCUAGUUUUUAGAUUCUCAAAAUUCAUAUUGUCUUGACUAGUGCAAUUUGGUUUUUGAAAAUAAAAUUUAAACUUGUUUACAAAGAUUUAGUUUUGUAAUAAGGUGACUAAUUUAUCUACAGCUGCUGUAGCAAGCUAUUAUAAAACUUGAAUUUUUACAAAAGGUGAACUUUAAUCUGUUUUUUAUUUCAUCUGCCUUGCCAUAACAUUUUUUAACCAGUAAGGCUUAAAUGAACAUGGUGUUUAAACUGUGGUCUAAACAGGGGGAAUACCAAAGAAAUUUUAAACAAGAUAAAUGUGUAGCUCCUACUUUGGGCUUUGACACAGAGGUUGCUUUAUAAUGACUUUUUGUACAUCACAAUUUAAGUGAAAAAGUACACUUUCAACCUAUUUAUAUGAGAAAGUCACUUUACUAACUCCAAGACAUCCCUAAGGAUUUUUUCUUAAUUUAGUGUGACUAAGACUUUAUUUAUGUUUGCAAAACUGUUAAGGUCGUUUUUAAAUUCCUACACUGAGUUAAGGACAAAGUGAUAAAGCUUAACACUUGGCCUAAACUUCUGUUUUCAUAAGGCAGAAAAAGUAGUAAAUGUAUACUGACUCCUAGAUUAUUUAUUAAAAACAAGACAAAACCCUGACAUAAGAACUUGCUGUGUAUAGACUAGCUACUUCUACAUAUUUUAGUUUGUUUUUAAUGAAAUUUCAACCUCGAAAGUGGGUCUAGUUAGAAAACAAAGCAUACCAGAUUGCUAGUUUAUUCUCUUACUGGAUACAUGAAUCUCUUCUUUUGAAGAAAUUAUAAAUUUAAGCUGUGGUUAUCGUAUGAAGUCUUCUGUACAGUUUUUGUUUUUAAAUUGUUUCAGUAUUUUG